Messenger RNA from Molossus molossus (Pallas's mastiff bat), 1093 nucleotides. It is a transcript of the gene NAXE, whose product is annotated as NAD(P)HX epimerase. Gene Ontology annotation, cellular component: mitochondrion. The coding region runs from base 34 to 900 and encodes 288 amino acids. The transcript has 6 exons. Lineage: Eukaryota; Metazoa; Chordata; Mammalia; Chiroptera; Molossidae. Gene Ontology annotation, molecular function: NAD(P)HX epimerase activity. The record is from RefSeq and is a predicted model, not a curated record.
GGGUCGGCCGGAGGCGCGCACCCCGCGAGCUGAAUGCGCGCGCUGCGGUCUCUAUUCGGGCUCGGGCUGCUGGUGGCGAGCUCGCGCCUGCCACGUGCCAGACUCCAGGCCCAUGCCUGUCGUGUGGGACCCACCUGGUGGGGGCCACAGAGGCUGAGCUCGGGUGGCCGCGGGGACCCAGAGGUCAUGGCGAGCACGGCGGUGAGGUACUUGAGCCAGGAGGAGGCUCAGGCCGUGGACGAGGAGCUGUUUAACGAAUACCAGUUCAGCGUGGACCAACUUAUGGAGCUGGCUGGGCUGAGCUGUGCUACAGCCAUUGCUAAGGCAUAUCCCCCCACGUCAAUGUCCAGGAGCCCCGCCACUGUCCUGGUCAUCUGUGGCCCUGGAAAUAAUGGAGGAGAUGGCCUGGUCUGUGCCCGACACCUCAAGCUCUUUGGCUACCAGCCAACCAUCUACUACCCCAAAAGACCUAACAAGCCACUCUUCAACGCACUGGUGACCCAAUGUCAAAAAAUGGACAUCCCUUUCCUUGGUGAAAUGCCCCCAGAGCCCAUGCUGAUCGAUGAGCUAUAUGAUCUGGUGGUGGAUGCCAUCUUUGGCUUCAGCUUCAAGGGUGAUGUUCGGGAACCAUUCCGUACAAUCCUGAGUAUCCUGAAUGGAGUCACUGUGCCCAUUGCCAGCAUCGACAUUCCCUCAGGAUGGGAUGUGGAGAAGGGAAACCCUGGAGGGAUCCAGCCAGACUUGCUCAUCUCCCUGACUGCACCCAAAAAGUCUGCCACCCAGUUUACCGGUCGAUACCACUACCUGGGGGGUCGUUUUGUACCACCUGCUCUGGAAAAGAAGUACCAGCUCAAUCUGCCAUCAUACCCGGAUACUGAGUGUGUGUAUCGUUUGCAGUGAGGGAAGGUGGGUGGUGUUCUUCCCCAUAAAGACUUAGUGCCUCUCUCAGAACUGUGGAGACCUGAGAGCUCUUCUGGCAGUAAAACUUAAUGGGUGGUAGGCAUCUGAGAUACGGUGUCAUCUCUGGGGAAGCACAAGAAGCAAGAGAGGUUGCUGUGGCAUUUGAGGGCAAUAAAAACUUACUUUCAUAUGC